Cantharellus anzutake is the source of this 2352-nucleotide messenger RNA. RefSeq lists its product as uncharacterized. The transcript has 4 exons. The record is from RefSeq and is a predicted model, not a curated record. Gene Ontology annotation, molecular function: oxidoreductase activity. Bases 447 to 2258 code for a protein of 603 amino acids. NCBI's taxonomy places the organism in Eukaryota, Fungi, Basidiomycota, Agaricomycetes, Cantharellales, Hydnaceae.
UUAAUCUUGCGCGUUAUUGCCCUAGUCGAUUCGGGGCUGUUCAUGUCGAUCGAAAAUUAUCGAGGUCACGAGUCACCAGAGCUUUUCCGCGCUCAAGUCCACCCUCGGCUCUGCGCCUUUUCGGCCUCACUGGCUAGAUAGUAAGUAGAACUGCACAUCCCGUUGGGACCCCUGCAAACCGGAAAAACCGAAGAUGCCUCAUGAGAGUCUGUUCCCUAAUCCCGAUAUCUCCUCUAAUAAUCUCUAGAAACCCCCACGGAGAGGGACUUGUUGGGCUAUUGGCUUAACUGGUUGGAGCUUUGACUGGGCUGACCAACUGUUCCCACAUGGUUGUCACGGGAUUUUACCUCGAUCAAACUCCGUGCCUCAGUUACACCUCAGUUCUCACGUCGCUGGACGUUCUGGACUCGCCGAAAGGCUCUUGAGCACUCUCUAAAGCUCCCAGGAUGAUACCAGGUGGCGUUCGAGUCGUCAAAGUCGCCGUCAUUGGCUCCGGACUCGCUGGUCUAACUUCAGCGUAUUUACUUUCCACAACCGUUGACGACACCCGGACGCGUUUUGAGGUCCACCUCUUCGAGAAGGAUUCGGUUGAGUUGAGAGUUGAUGUGCCUAUGAGAUCAUUUCAAGGAGGUUACUAUCCUUUCCUUCUUGCUCUCUACACGCACCUCGGAGUCGCCUUUCGUACAGCGAACUUCUCAUACUCCUUCUCGAAUCUCCACCCAACCUCUUCAACUGACAAUUCAUUAUCCCUGCAACCAUGGUUCCUUUAUAACGGUAGAUCAGCUCUUGGCGGCAUAAGCGUUCCAUCGCGACGUCGCGCUAGGGCUCCAAUACAAUCGCAAAUGAACUACUGCGUUGUUAUGCUACAAUUCCUUAGCAUAACACUUCCAUUCCUCUUUCUCUUCGCCUUGUCAGCAUUACUGUACCUGUUCAACUUCAUUCGCCUGGCCAUUCUUUCUUGCCCCAUUUUUUAUUCAAAGGACAGCACCGAGACUUUUGGGGACUGGGCAUUAAGAACUACCCCCCGCGGGCCUCUUACCAGGUGGACGAAAGCGGAUAUCGCUUGGUUAGAGUUUAUUCGCUCCAUUGUCCGCCCCUUAUUUUCUGCGCUUUGUACGGCCGCAGAAGAAGAUAUCUAUCAACAUCCUGCUCCAGAAAUUUUAGAAUACAUCUGGCGUACGCAUUUCACGAACCAUUAUGUCGUUACGAAUGGAGUGCGGGACGCUAUCGCCAGAUUAGUAGGGCCUCUCGAGCCUCAGAAUAUUCAUCUCUCAUCUACCAUUACUUCGAUAUGCGACGAUCCUCGAAAUCCAGGUACCGCCAAGAUUAUCUUCGAAGAAUCAUCGCAUUCGUCAGAGGUUCCUUCAACUCGGUCGAUUUCAGGUUUCGAUCAUAUUGUAUUUGCUACCCAAGCAAACAGUGCAUCACGUAUCCUAGGGGCGUAUCGCUCCACUCUUCCCCCCAAAUCCCUACGAAGAAGGGUGGUGGACGCCCAGAUGGAAUGCUUAAAUACAUUCAAAUACGUACCGAACACCGUGAUCAAUCAUACAGAUGAUCGCUUCAUUCCUAGCCAUCCAAGUGAUCAGAGGGACCUGAAUUUAGCCAGUGCUGCUUCUCCAGUGUCACAAUACUUCCCCAGGUCAGUUAAGAGCAAUUCAAGCGCAGAUCUCUCGUGCGUGCCUCCGUCAUGUACGAUGGCCACACACAUUGUCUAUAAAUCCGAUACGCACAGAAUGGGUGAAACCCAUCGUUCCUCGUGGACGGGUAUUUAUCAAACCACGAAUCCUAUCAUUCCACCACACAAAUCAACGAUCCUAUCAAUUGCUAGGCUUGAACGAGCAGUCCUCACUCCUCGAUCCAAGUUGGCGCAGCGCAGCCUGAUGAUAGAAGAGUAUGAAUCCUUAUUUCACUGGAGUGGAUGUUCAGUCCACCUCCCAAUCUUAGGCAUCAAAUUCAACGUCAGAGACUGGCCCUUUUUCUUCUCGAGAAAGCGGAGGAGAAGACUAGGAAGACUUCAAGGCGUUGGAAAACUACACGCUCAAAAUGAGGAUGACACAGCACAAUCGAGGGGAAGAUCUGAAGCCGUAUUUGGGGGGGGUGACGACGCCACAACAUUCUCAGGAAUUUGGUUUUGUGGGUCGUACGCCCAUCCCGGGAUACCCCUGUUGGAAGCAUGUGUCACAUCAGCUUUGAAUGUCGUGGAGAACGGGAUCUUCAGGGCUGAAGGGGUGAAUGGACGAAUAGAUUGGUUACCGUGACAUGUUUGUUGUGACAUAGAGUAACUUCCGAUCUUUUACACGAUGUAAAAACUAAUCCAUCUAAAAAAUCCUGGAGUAUUUUAGAAAGCCCUGU